AAAUCAGGCGUUUGCGAAGGGCAGCCUUACCGGGGGUCCUUCUUGGUUUCACCUGGAAAGCAAAGCAGCCAAGAUGGCGACGGCGGCUGCAGCUGUGCUGCGGUUGGGAGUGGCCGCGGCGGGGUUGGGUGGCCGUUUCUCUCACUGGGGAAGAAAAGAAGUUAAUGUAGCAACCAAAGCAGCUCUACACCUUGCCGUACAUCAGAAGCCAUUCCUUUCCUCUGCAGCAUUAUGGAUACCAGUAAGAUCUAUGUUUAUUCAGACACAGGAUACUCCAAACCCAAACAGCUUGAAAUUUAUCCCAGGCAAGCCAGUCUUGGAAGCUAGAACUAUAGAAUUCACUACUCCGGCGUCCACAUAUUGCUCACCCUUAGCCAGACAGCUUUUCAGGAUUGAAGGAGUUAAAAGUGUGUUCUUCGGAACAGACUUCAUCACAGUCACAAAGGAAAAUGAAGAUACUGAUUGGAACUUAAUUAAACCAGAUAUUUAUGCAACCAUAAUGGAUUUCUAUGCCUCUGGAUUACCUGUUAUUACUGAAGAGGCACCUCGUACAGAUACAGCUUCCUCUGAAGAGGAUGACGAAGUUGUCUUAAUGAUAAAAGAACUCCUGGAUACUCGAAUUAGGCCAACCGUCCAGGAAGAUGGUGGUGACGUCAUAUUUAAGGGUUUUGAAGAUGGAAUUGUGCAGUUAAAACUGCAAGGUGCAUGCACUAGCUGCCCCAGUUCCAUCAUAACAUUGAAGAAUGGAAUUCAAAAUAUGCUGCAGUUCUAUAUUCCAGAAGUCGAAGGCGUGGAACAGGUUGUUGAUGAUGAUAAAGAAGAAGCAAACUCAGCCUGAACCAGUGAGUGCUUUGGACUUUAUUUUCCAACUGGCUUUGCCCAAGGCUGUUGAAAGAGGCCAACUUUCAUCACUACCUUUUCCAGACAUUUAGUAGACUGAUUUUAUCACUGGUUCCAAAGAGACAAAGUGAAUAGUGGUCUUGAAAGAAUGACUGUUCAUCUUCUGUUCACUUUUUUUAAGAACCCAAGAAAAAUAUAGAAUUUUGGUUCAAACAAAUGUAGUAUAUUAUGAAAUACGUUGCUUUUCUUGCAGUUUGAUAACAUCUGUUGUGACCUACAGCUGUGUUUUAAAGUUAACAAUGCCAUGAUAAAUAUAAAUGUAGUGUGAAUAGGAGGAGGAGGGGGAGGGAAGAAAUUCCACCUUGAUUGCAUAUUCACAGUGCGGUUAGAAUUUUUUUACUUCAACUGAAAAGCCUAAAUGUGCAGAAAAUUGAUUUACAAUGCUUAACUAACCUUCUGGUGAGUAUAGCAAAGUAAUUAAAAAGUACUAUGGUCCAACUAAAUUUAUGUUAAUCGACUUUAAGAAUGUGCCUCUGGAAGAAUAUGUGCUCCUUACAGGAGAUGGAACUCCUUAGGAAAUCUGCAAGUAGACUUUUCCAUUGAGGGCAAAUGUCAAAUUGUUUUUCCUAAGUGGCCAGGUAUGACAUUUGAGUGAACACCAGAUGGAAAGUUUAGGAUCAGCCCUAGUGAAUUAACUGAUUUGAUAGGGGUUGAAAUCGUUUGAGAAUAUGGCCGUAACAAAAUCUGUGUGCCAUCAGUAAUAUGUAACACAGCAGUAGAAUUCCCACUAGGAUUGAAAAUGCAACAUCUUGUAGUUAAAUUGAAACUCAUAUUUUGAACUACUGUGUUAUCUUUCCCUGAAGAAUAUGUAAAUGUGUAGUGUAUCCCAAAUGAAACAGCUGUUGAUUGGAGUCUUCAAAGUACAUAAAUGGCUGGUGUGUUUUGGAUUUUUUUUCCCCAAGUGAAACUGAAUGACUUAAUUAUGGGCUAUAUCUCUUACUAAGUGGCUGCCCUGUUACAAGACAUAUUAAAUACAAAACACUGUU
This is a messenger RNA of Sphaerodactylus townsendi, 1886 nucleotides long. It is a transcript of the gene NFU1, whose product is annotated as NFU1 iron-sulfur cluster scaffold. Gene Ontology annotation, biological process: iron-sulfur cluster assembly. Gene Ontology annotation, cellular component: mitochondrion. The transcript is spliced from 8 exons. Bases 74 to 838 code for a protein of 254 amino acids. NCBI's taxonomy places the organism in Eukaryota, Metazoa, Chordata, Lepidosauria, Squamata, Sphaerodactylidae. Gene Ontology annotation, molecular function: iron ion binding; iron-sulfur cluster binding. The record is from RefSeq and is a predicted model, not a curated record.